Aricia agestis (brown argus) is the source of this 3523-nucleotide messenger RNA. Its product is annotated as folliculin-interacting protein 2. Gene Ontology annotation, cellular component: cytoplasm. Bases 447 to 3380 code for a protein of 977 amino acids. The record is from RefSeq and is a predicted model, not a curated record. The transcript is spliced from 13 exons. Lineage: Eukaryota; Metazoa; Arthropoda; Insecta; Lepidoptera; Lycaenidae. Gene Ontology annotation, molecular function: ATPase inhibitor activity; protein-folding chaperone binding.
GAACGGUUUCUUCAAUGACGUGCUUCAUGCAACAGCCCGCGUUAGUCGCUAUGAGUAGUCGAGUACGGAGUGACGAUAACAUAAUGCUCAAGUAGGUCGAGAGAGGGAAGGCUCACUGACACUAAACAUGUGAUAAGUGCGGUGUGUGGGGAGGGCGCGUGGGUGAGUGCUCGACACGUCACGGAGGCGCGGGGGCGGAGGUCUCACUGUUUAGUUAUUGUUUACACUCGUCACUCGCUUCACUAGCCAGUACAUUCGCACAUUCCAACACAGACGGCCGAACGUCGGUCGCGACGGCCCUCGAAGUGCAUUUAAAGAGAAAUCGCGUCCGUCUGUUUACUUUUAUGCAAUGAGUGUUCACUAGUUCCCUAGUCUGAUACUAGUAUUGAGCCUAAUUCCGAGAUUAGAAACAGCUGUGAGCAUUUAAAAACCAAGUAUGAAAUAAAAUGAAAUUUAGGUGUUGUGAGCUAGCUUUACAGCAAGUGCGGUUGCUUCUGUACAAAGAGUGUGACAUUAGAGGAAGAAAAGUUUUGUUUGACUCGUCUACGAUAGAAAGACUUCCAGCGGAGAAAAAUGACAAACCAAACUUUAAAUAUGCCAACAAAGUCCCAUGCAUUUUGGAGGUGUCGAAUGGACAUAAAUAUAUAUACAAGGGUCAGGCGGCGGACGCGAGCCUACUCGGUGAGAUGAUAUUCGGCGCCGUGGCCAUGAACUACAAGAGCGUUGCUUUGAAGAUACAUAUCACUAAUGACCCGAGAAGGUUAUUAUGCACGAAGAUAUUCACGGUGCCAGUGCGUCGUGUCAGUCGGACGGAUCGGAAGGCGGGCAGCGGGGAAUUCGACCGCUCCAAGCCUCUGAGUGUGCCCACACGGGAGGAGGUGUCGCUCAGCUUCUCCCUGGAUAGGGGGGACUCGGGUUUUUGCGGCGAACCGUCCUCGUACGGUAGCGUGGGUUCCACUUACGACUACUUUUCCAUGUUCGACACCUGGGACGGCCUGCAGCAAGACGAAUACUCCUUUCAUACGCCCCCCGGCCGCAAGCUGAGUGAAUGCAGCAAUGGAAGCUGGCAACGGAGGACCUUCCAGAGUAUGGCCACCAGGUUUGACCUGGGCAGCAGUUCCAACUCCCUGAAGGUGCCCACUGCUACCACUGUGUCGAGUAAUGAUUCCCAGGUGUACAGUACCAGCUCAACUAGCGGGACCACGGACAGCUUAGCCAGUACAUCAUCAGCCGCUCGCACCAACAAGCUGGGUCUAGCGCUGCUCAUCACAGUCGCUGAUAAUGAGAACAUAGACCUAGUCCGGUGCUACGUGCAGCACUCGCCGCAGUUGCAGGCGCUCGUGUGCCGGCUGCGGGUGGCGACGCUAGCUGCCGGGACCACGGGAUCCUUCGUCUCCAUCCUGCAUAAGGCGUCCGAGGAUGCUACGAGGUGGCUAUCAGACCUCGUGUCGGGGCCGCGGCUGCAGCCUGUCUGGCUGAACCUGGCGACCAGCGAGCCCCGAGCUGCGUCCAAGAUGGCCGACACCCUCAUAGCUGAUAUCUGCGCGGUGCUGGCUGUGGGAGAUACGAAGACUACCAACUUCUUCAUAAGUACGCUGCUGACCCACGUCCUCACGCAUCACCUGGGCUGGGUCACCACCGUCAGUCCCUACGACGCGGUCGACCCUACCAAGGGCCAAAGCCAGCCCGAGCUCAGGCCCUACAACGCCCUGUGGGCGCAGCUCAUGGACCUCUGCGGCAGCAUAGGAGUUCCACCCAAAUCCGCGCGGACUAUAGUGAUCGGUGCCAAAAAUGUGCAAUUCGUGAAUAAACUACUGUCAGUGUUGACUUACUUUGUGCGGUGUGGGAGUAUCGACAGAAAUGAGUUCUCGUACAAGGAGUGUUCGUUGAAUGAAGCCAAAGUUGUGGACGUUGCGCGGACGAAUGAGUGCAGUAAAAACGUUGACUGUAAUAAAAAUGAGUGCAAAUUGGAAGCUCCCUCUCUAUCGGUAAGCGGUGGCAGCAACGGUAAGGCGUCGAAUGAGGUGGGCCUCAAGAAGUCGACGACGUUAGCCAACUUAAGCUCGCAGCUCUCCAGCGUAGAGUUUGGGGCGGACGGCAGCAGCGGCAGCCGCGUCGGUCAGUUCCGCCGCUGUCCGACCAUAGCCAUGGAGCACUCGUCCGACUCCAACCUCUCCAACUCCGACGAGGAGGUCGAAAAAAAGGUCGUAUUUGUGCUCGGCGACGACGAGAAACUCGUCGGAUUGAAAAACAAGUCCAACGGCGGGCGAAGCGUAAAGAAGUCGUCUAAAGUCCACCUGGACCCAGUUACCGUUGAGGAGAAAGACGAGUGCAAGGACAGCCCGUCGCAGUGCUGCAAGCAGACGCUUCAACAUUCCAAGCCCAUCAAACAUUCCGGUUUCAAGUUCGAGUUCGAUAAGUACCCGCAGAUAGUCACGAAUUACAUGAAGAGCAAAAACCUGGAGAUUCUGGACCGGCACUACAUUGGGAAGCCGGGAAAUCUCAAGUUGGAUAACUUCCAGUUUGAUCCCACUGUGGUUCUUCCCCUGCCUGAUGAGAAGUGCGAGGCGUGCGCCAAGUGCCAGAUGAUGGAGUCCCUGCUUCAGACACCAACCAACGCGUCGGAAAUGGAGUAUCUGAACGAUUUGCCCAGAAACGUGGAGCCACAGUACGCCAAAGAAACCAUCGUGGAGAGAUCGGAGCGGGAAAUAUCUCCCAAAACGUUCGUCCGGAAACGGAAAGAGAACACUAUAAUCGUGAACACUAAAGCAGCUCCGAAGAAAAUAGAGAAACCUAAGUUGGAGGUUAAGAAGAUUAUAGAGUUUCCCCUGCCGAGUCUGGGCUCAACGCACUCUGUUUGCCCAAGGUCCGGUUACGAUGCGUCAUUGCUAGGAGGAGUCACCGAUCACUAUGUACCUGAUUUAAUAUUGCAAGGAACGACUGAGAGCAGUAAGACGUGGGAGGAGGAGUUGAGGAGAGAUUUAGACUUGAGCUCGUACUUGAGCAAGACGCUGGGUGCGCCCGCGCAGAGCGUCGCCAUUGUUGCUGACACUCAACAAUGGGACGUGCGUGUAGUGGGUCGGGAGUGCGGCAGCAGCGGUCUGUCGCCGCUGGUGGGCAGCAUGCUCGACGCGCUGCCGGCCAUGAGGUCAGCGAGGGUGCCGUCGCAACAGUGCCUACUAUACCUGGAGAGUAAGCUUCGCGAGCUCUGCGUACUCUCCAAGACGUUAGCUGACAUGCUCAUGUCAACUGACUUCUGUGACAUGACGACUCUGACACGGGCGCUGCAGGUCGAUGUCAACGACGUGCCGCUAUUACUGGCCGUAGCGACCACACAUACGCCGCAGCUAGCGACAAGAUAUGGUAUUAGUUAUAGGUAGCCGUAGCAUCAUAGGACAAUUUGGAAAUACUGACAAAAGGUCUAUUGAACAAACUUCAGCUAAAAACUCUUCUGUCACGUGACGUCUGUGGUUAAAGCUGACCGCACAUUAGCUAUGUCCACACUAUGCGCUUUCGUCUUCAA